AUGUUUAGUUUUGUGAACGCAGUUCCCUCCUAUCAUGAAUGGCACUCUAACAAGCUGGAUCAUACACCGAAUGAUCAGGGUGAAUAUAUGUUUUUUGUCAAUGUCGGAUAUUAUGGCGCUAAGAUUUUCGAAUCCAAAAUUGAUAAUCUUUGUGUUGGUCAAAUUUAUGAAUUUUCCGCCUACUUAGCAAAUGUUAACAAUUGGAAAUGCGGGUGUAUACUACAUCAAGCACCUCGAGUACAUCCACAUCGACAACAUCAACAACGACCAGCACAACAACUACAGAUACUACAUCAAGCACCUCGAGUACAUCCACAUCGACAACAUCAACAACGACCAGCACAGCAACUACAGACACUACAUCAAGCACCUCGAGUACAUCCACAUCGACAACAUCAACAACGACCAGCACAACAACUACAGAGACUACAUCAACCACUUCAAGCACAUCGUCUUCAACAACAUCAACGACAGACACAACGUCUACAACGUCAACAUCUUCGAGCACUACGACAACGAAAACCACAUCAACCACGUCAACAAGCUCAUCAACGUCGACUUCGAGCUGUAAGUAUAGCUAUAUAUUGGCACGAAAUAGAGCAUGACGGAACGACAAAAAGUGGUCUCAUCAGGACGUUUUGA
This is a messenger RNA of Rotaria sp. Silwood2, 642 nucleotides long. Lineage: Eukaryota; Metazoa; Rotifera; Eurotatoria; Philodinida; Philodinidae. The record is from the annotation of a GenBank genome assembly.